UGGAAAAGAGAGGGGUUUGCAACCCUAAACGGGACGCGAACGGCUCUGCCCUCGUUGAACGAUCUCGUCCGCCUCGAGUCUCUCCGUCGCGCUUCGUCUUCGCAUAGGAGAAAGCGGCAAUCAUGGUCAAAUUGAAUCUUGCUGCUGAAGUUGUAUAUGAUCCUUCAAAUUCUCGUACUUUUAAAUCUCGUUCCGGAUCGUAUGCUAAUGAAAGACGGAACUUCGUGUCAGGAAACCUUGCAGAUAUGUACAGGAAGCCGAUAUCUAAAGAAUCUGAUGAUCAGUCAGACAGUGAGAAUGAGAAGAUGGACAUUAGGAAAAUAUUGAAAGAUGUUGAAUACUUGGGUGCAUCAAAUAUGUCGUGGAAAGAGAGGAAACAGCAUGAGAACCGAAAAGUAGUUAGUUUAGGUGGAAAGCCUCCUAAAAAGCAUCGAACACCGUUAAGUGUGGCAAAACCAGCUAUGAAAAAUCAGAAGAAAAGAGAAGAGAAGAAAAAGGAAGAGGAGCUGAUUCUUGGCCGAUUUGCGCUGAAGAGUAACAGUAAAGCCAGGAAGCCAAAACCAGAGGGCAGGGGGUUGAAAGCAACCGAGGGACAUUUCAGGAAAGGCGUUCUGAAUGUCAAGCAUCUUUUGGCUCCCACCACAUCCAAAAGUAGCACUUUUGACAACAAGAAGGGGAAGAAGAAAGUUACGGGUAAGAAGAGUAAAAGAAAGGGACGUUGAUUGAAUGUGCUAAAAAAUUUUGUUGUGCCAAUCAUGUCAUGCAAGGAAUUUUUUUUCUUUCAUAUGUCAAGGAUUGCAAGAAGCUGUUCAUCAUUUGAAGCUUUAUGUACGUUGUUUUAACCAGAAUCUAGUUUUAUUGUAAUUCUAGACAUAAUAUAUAUGAUUUCUUGGACAGGAACGUACAGGAAAAUUCACCUAA
Musa acuminata subsp. malaccensis (wild Malaysian banana) is the source of this 921-nucleotide messenger RNA. RefSeq lists its product as uncharacterized. The record is from RefSeq and is a predicted model, not a curated record. Gene Ontology annotation, biological process: maturation of SSU-rRNA from tricistronic rRNA transcript (SSU-rRNA, 5.8S rRNA, LSU-rRNA). Gene Ontology annotation, cellular component: nucleolus. NCBI's taxonomy places the organism in Eukaryota, Viridiplantae, Streptophyta, Magnoliopsida, Zingiberales, Musaceae.